Messenger RNA from Trichoplax adhaerens, 1632 nucleotides. RefSeq lists its product as uncharacterized. The transcript is spliced from 12 exons. Gene Ontology annotation, biological process: sodium ion transmembrane transport. The coding region runs from base 1 to 1632 and encodes 543 amino acids. Gene Ontology annotation, cellular component: membrane. The record is from RefSeq and is a predicted model, not a curated record. Lineage: Eukaryota; Metazoa; Placozoa; Uniplacotomia; Trichoplacea; Trichoplacidae.
AUGCAGAAGAUUGAUGAUGACGAUCAUCACUUACAAGAUGUCAAAAAUGAGCCAGAACAAAGAACCGAAUGGUCUUCUUGGAUUGAAUUUUUCCUUUCUUGUGUAGGCUAUGCUGUAGGCAUUGGUAAUAUCGCGCGAUUUCCUUACUUGUGUUAUAAGAAUGGAGGUGGUAAUUCAUUACUCCAUCGUAUUUUCACACUAACUAGGCAAUGUAUUACCUUUUUCGUAAAUUAUCACACAAUUCAUAAAGGAUAUUCUGGAAAAAUUGUUAUUACAUUCUACUUUAUCGUUACUUAUUUAGGUCUAGGCUACGCCAUGAUGGUCAUUUCUGGUUGGGUAGCAAUUUAUUAUAAUAUGCUGAUUGCAUGGAGUUUGUACUAUCUUUACAGCAGUUUUGCUCCUGUGUUGCCUUGGUCAACUUGCAAUAACACUUACAAUUCACCAUACUGUUUUGUCGAUGUUCCAAAAAAUGGAUCACUAUACAACAUCCCAGCCAUAGGAGAAUUCCUAAAUUUCAAGGUUUUAGAAUUGGACCUAUCUUUUCAAAUUAGUUUUGCUCUACUACCCCAUUUGGUUGUAUGCUUGCUAAUUGCUUGGAUAAUUACCUACUUUUCUAUGUUUAUGGGGGUCAAGUCAUCUGGGAAGGUUGUUUAUUUCACUGCUACUUUCCCCUACAUUGUAUUGAUCGCUUUCCUAAUACGCGGCGUAACGUUGCCUGGAGCUGUCAAAGGGAUAGAAUAUUAUAUCGUACCAAAUUUCACGAAACUGGCCCAUGCAGAUCCCUGGGUAGAUGCUGUCGGCCAGAUAUUCUAUUCUUAUGGAAUUGGUUUUGGUUCACUUAUUGCUAUGGGAAGCUAUAAUAAAUUUAAUAACCGAAUUCAGAGAGAUGCAUUUUAUGUUAUCCUAGCGAAUAGUGGCACUAGCAUCUUUGCUGGUUUCGUGGUGUUUGCUAUAUUGGGAUUUCUAGCUGAAAUUACAAAUACGCCAGUAGCUGGUGUUGUAACGGAAGGUAUCGCUUUAGCUUUGGUUGCCUAUCCACAAGCGAUCGCCAAAUUGCCUAGUCCUCAUGUUUGGGCUAUAAUAUUUUUCAUAAUGCUUAUGACUCUAGGCAUGGAUAGUAUGUUCGGAAUGAUUGAAGCUGUAUCUACUGGCAUCAGUGAUCGAGUAAAAAAUAGAAUAACGAAGCGUAAACCAUUAAUGGUUUUAAUUAUUUGCAUCUGUUUCUUCUUGAUUGGCUUAAUAUGUGCGACGAAGGCAAGUGUCUUUGUCGUUUCAAUUAUGGACAAGUAUUGUGGAGGUCGAUCUUUAAUGCUUGUGGUACUGCUAGAGACAAUUGCUAUUUCAUGGGUUUACGGAGCGAAUAAAUUUUCAGAAAACAUAGAAGAGAUGACUGGUAGUCGAGUCUUUAUUGGUUGGAAAUUUUGCUGGAUGUUUUUAUGUCCCGCUUGCUUAUUGGUUGUAUUCGUGCUUAGCAUAGUUCAAGAUCAGCCACUGUCAUAUGCUGGAGUUCCCUUCCCAGGAUGGACACUCUAUGCUGGAGUUGGCUUGUCGUUAACUUCUUUUCUAUUUGUUCCUAUUGUGGCCAUAUAUCGAAUCAUUAAAGAAAAUGGAUCAUUCUCUGAGGUACCAUAA